Molecule: messenger RNA, 1932 nt
Organism: Podospora pseudopauciseta
Lineage: Eukaryota; Fungi; Ascomycota; Sordariomycetes; Sordariales; Podosporaceae
Exons: 2
Coding region: 436-1560 (374 amino acids)
Biological process (GO): retrograde vesicle-mediated transport, Golgi to endoplasmic reticulum
Cellular component (GO): Golgi apparatus; membrane
Source: RefSeq, a predicted model, not a curated record
CGAAAAUGAAAUUGAAAAUGACAAGAAAACCACCCAUGUUGGGCUUGACCUUCGACCUUCCAGAUUCCUCACUCUGACCUCUGGCUUGACCGCUCGUGCUCGUGCCGCCCGAGAUGAGAUGGCGUGGACUGAAGUUGGAUGGCUCGUGCGCAAUCUCAGAUGUCGUCCCCACUCCUUCUUUGUGCAGGGGCCUGCAUGAAACAACCUGGGUCCUCGUGUUGUCUUCGGGCGGGCGAACCCUGCCAGCCUGCCAACCCUGAGGAGCGGCAGCCUGGGCGCCUGAGGCACGAACCGCCCUGAAUCCUUUCCCAAGCCUGGAAAAACUCCGGCAAACGGGAGGGCCCGACGUCAAGACACGAAGGCGCGAUAGGAGCACCACCUUAGACAAGCCGUCGGAUCAAAAAAGUACGGAGUACCCAAAGGUCAACACCCACCAUGCCGCCCCGAAUAAACAUCCCGCCAGUAACGCGCAUCUGCCUCAUCGUGCUGCUUGUCCAGUCAGUGCUGAGCGCCGCUAUACGAUACCGACAAUGGACGGCCAACUCUGAAAUCGUUAUCCCAUAUCUGAACCUGAUCCCACAGCUAUCACUGGUCUACCCCUGGACCUUUUUGACGACGACACUAGUCGAGAGCAACAUCUUCACCCUGAGCAUUGCCGGCUUCACACUCUACCAUGGCGGCCGCUACCUCGAACGUGCGUGGUCAGGCCGGGAGCUUGCCAAGUUCCUGCUCAUCGUUUCCCUUGUGCCAAAUGCCUUGGUCUUUGCUACCACCAUCUUCUUCUUUGCCCUGACAAGAAAUGAGGGGUGGACGCUCAUGACCAUCGCCGGAACCAUCCCCAUCCAGAUCUCCUUCCUCGUCGCCUUCAGCCAGCUUGUCCCCGCACACACCGUAACCCUCUUCAGGGGCAUCCUCUCCCUGCGGGUACCUCGAUUUCCCCUCCUUUACAUCGGCCUCGUCAUCCUCCUCUGCCUCACCCCGAUGCUCACUGCCGCUUCGUUCCUCCUCGCCAUCUAUGGCCUCAUCGUAAGCUGGACCUACCUCCGCUUCUACAAGCCCGUCUUCCCCGAUCUCGAUGCGUCGCAACCCGCCCACCUCCGCGGCGACGCCAGUGAGACUUUUGCGUUCGCCCAGUUCUUCCCCGGCCCCGUCCGGCCUCUGGCCUCGAGCAUCUCAGAUCAGGUGUUCAUCGUCCUCGUUGCUAUGCGCCUUUGCACACCCUUCAGCGCUGCUGAUGUAUCAGCCGCCCGGGGAGAUCACCACCACCACAACUUUGCUCAGCGCGGUGUGCCGGGUAGUGCUCGCGCCGAAGCUGAAAGGAGGAGAGCUCUGGCGUUGAAGGCGCUUGAUCAGCGGCUACACGCUGCCACGGCGAAUGCGGCGGCCAGGGCGUCGAACGCACCGCCUCCACCAGCGGUUGUUCCUCCUAUUCCCUCGGCGACGGGACCAACAGUACAGAGCCAACCGCAAGCUGGAGCGCAAAAGACCAUGACGGUGCAGGGUGGAGGAGAGAUGCUGGGGGAGACAUCGUAUAACCCUGAUGGAGAUGACCACAAAUAGAGUGGUUAUAAGUACUAUAGUGAGAAGUUAUGAAUACCGGAGAGCAGAUAGAAAGUGGAGGUGAUGAUGGAGGAGAAGGGCAAAAGGGAGGUUGGAAACGUUUUAAUGACUGAUUACUACCCCCUUAAUUUUAUUCGCAUCUUUUUUUGGUAAGCCAACGGAGCGAACAGAAGAUCUUUUUAUGGUUCAUGGAGUUGGAGGUUUAUCAAAGAAACGGAAUUGGGCGGUAGGUAGGAGAUACCUUGUCAGCUUCCGAAGUUGUUAUUCAUAUAAUGGAGGGAUGACUAUACUAUAUGCUGUUGACAAAAUUGAAAGAUCCCAUACCCUGUGUUUCGCCUGGGCUUUUUGACACUUGGUAACUAUCGUGAACAG